UUUAUUAAAAAUGGAGAAGACCAAGCAAGAGGAGGAAGAGAAGAGACUUGAAGGCAUGACUCCUCAACAGUUAAAUGAUGUCAAGAAGACCCUUGAAGAAGAUGUUAAAUCCCUUAACCAAUCCCUUCAAGGAAUGAAGCUGGCUGGUUCCAAGUUUAGAGAGUCUAAAGGUGUUGUCGAAUCUAUUAAGAACCAUGAUAUGGAAGAAGAAAUCAUGAUCCCACUCACUAGUUCCCUUUAUGUCCCUGGAAGAAUCUGUGAAACUGAUAAAGUUGUCGUAGAAGUCGGAGCAGGAUACUUUAUCGAAGUAACUCCAGACAAAGCGAAAGAGUAUUGAGAUCGAAAAAUUAAGCUGAUGCAAGGAAACUUAGAAAAGAUAGCUGAAGUGAUGGAUGUAAAAUCAGAGCAACAACAGAAAGUCACUAACAUUCUCCAGAGGAAGAUUGCUGAAAUUACUGCAAAGAAUCAACAAGAUGCGAAAUAAACCGCCUGAAAUA
Messenger RNA from Moneuplotes crassus, 497 nucleotides. NCBI's taxonomy places the organism in Eukaryota, Ciliophora, Spirotrichea, Euplotida, Euplotidae. The record is from the annotation of a GenBank genome assembly.